AUGUCGCUUCCACCGCUGGCAGCCUUCCCCAAGGCAACAUGGCAGCAACAACUCCCGCCGGCGGAAUGGGAUGCCCUCAUAGACGCAUGGACGACACUCUGCAACGCCUAUCUAGACCUCUCGGAUGACGAAUUCAAAAAGCAGUCUCAUACACACACCUCACUCGUCAGAUUUACAUCAACUUUUGUCCACCAAGUUGCCGAAACGCCAUCCAUAUCAAAGUCCAAGCUCCUCCUCCGACCCGUAUUCCACCUCUCAUUGCGGCUGUUCAAACUCCUCAACCCGCCAGAGCUACUAGAUCUCUCGUUCCUCGCCGCCUUUGCAAGGAUAUACCCCAAGAAGCGCACAUAUCCAGCCAUAGCACACCUCUUCACCACCCACUCAUCCAGCACACACAUCGAUGCGUCUCUCACGGCUCUCAAGAAACUCCUCAUCCCACACCUCGACUCCGGCAUCAAGGGGGACCUGAAACUAGUGGAGGAUAAACUCACCACGCUGAACCCGCUGCUACAUGUGUCGCCGCACGCAUGCGUGCAAUUACUAGCCGGAUCAGACUUCUACGAUGGGCUGGUGACGUGCUUCAAGGUUAUGAAUCCGCCGCUGCGCAAGGCCAUUAUCACGACGACGUAUCUCUGCAUCGUUGGACUUACGGAGGCGGAGCCGCAGAAAUGGUCUAUGCUGAAUGACCAGCUGUUUGCUUUGAAGAGCGCUGCGGAGGCGCACAAGGCGGGCCCGUUGAAUGUAAACGACUCGCUUGUCGCGGAGCUGGUGACUGCGACGCCGCUGCUGAAGGUUCUGCUGAGGAGGGCGGAGGAGAAUGGCGCUGCGACGGAGAGCUUGAAGAAGAGGAUUGCGGUGUUGGAGUCGUUUAGGAAGGGCCCGAUGGUGAGACCGAAACGACUGGUGAGGAGGAAGGUUGAUAAGGGGAAGGGGAGGGAGACGAAUGAGGAUGUGCAGGAUGAGAUGCAUGUUCAUCGUUUGAGUCAGAUUACUCAGAUUCAGGACUUGUUCCCGGACUUGGGGUCUGGGUUUGUCUCCAGGUGUCUGGAUGAGUAUAAGGAUGAUGUGGAACAGGUUGUUGCAAAUUUGCUUGCUGAGUCGCUACCAUCUCAUUUGGCUACGGCGGAUAGGAGCGAACCUUUAUCUACUCAAGUUCCUCAGCCAGACCUUGCGCCUCGAUCUACACCUCCGCAACUUCCGACCCGGCGGAACGUAUUCGACGAUGAUGACUUUGACCGCCUCAGCGCUGAUGUAUCAAAAAUCUCGUUUGGCAAGAAACCGCAAAAGAACGCCGAUGAACUCCUUCGAGAUAAAUCCACGGCACCAAACAAAGCUGCUAUUCUUUCUGCCCUCGCGUCAUUUGACUCAGACGAUGAUGAGCGUGAUGACACGUAUGACGCUGACGAUGUUGGUGGCACCGUCGAUACCAUGAACCAGGAAGCCGAUGGGGUGAAUGAUGGAAACGAACAAGUCCUCUUCCGAGCCUACCAAUCGGAUGAGAGGAUAUUUGCCAGAGACGCUGGCACCAGAAGAGGCAAUCCGCGCACGAAGCUGAGGGAGGAGACGGGCAUGACGGAUGAAGCCAUCGAGGGAUGGGCGGUUAUGCUGGCACGAAAUCCUCAGCAAAAGAGGAGAUUAGAGGCGAAGUACGCUUUUGCGGGACAACAAGCCCAGGUUGAGCGUACAGCCUGGAGAGCCAGUCCAGCUGGCUCGGGUACUGAAGACAGUGACUUUGACGGAGGAGCUGGCAGGGGUGGGAGAGGAGGGAGAGGAGGCCGUGGCGCUGGCAGAGGACGAGGACGAGGCGGUCGCGGAGGGCUCCAGGGCAAACCACAACAGGAGGGAUGCCCGGGCUAA
Messenger RNA from Pochonia chlamydosporia 170, 1857 nucleotides. Its product is annotated as CUE domain-containing protein. The transcript has 3 exons. Bases 1 to 1857 code for a protein of 618 amino acids. Gene Ontology annotation, molecular function: ubiquitin binding. The record is from RefSeq and is a predicted model, not a curated record. NCBI's taxonomy places the organism in Eukaryota, Fungi, Ascomycota, Sordariomycetes, Hypocreales, Clavicipitaceae.